CCGAUCGGAUGAAUUAAUGACAGCGGGGACACUAAUGGACACGCAAAGACGUGUAUCAGUGGGAAUGAACUGAGAAGGCGGUUUAUUUUGUUCAUUUAGUAUUUGGCAGUUUAGCUAGCGUUUAGCUAGCGCGAAGCUAAAGCGGAGCGCGCUGCGUUGCCAUUUACUCCCAGCUGUGAGUUGUAGCUACCUGUUAGCUAGCGCCGGUCAGACCUGAGGCAACAUGAGCUCCUCACGGGAGAUAAAACAGUUGCAGAAAGCAAAGAGCAAAGCGCAGAACAGCAGCAACUUAAAAGAGGAGGCCAGCAUCUGCAAUCAGCUGGGAGAGCUGCUGUCCAGGAAUGGUGAUUAUGAGGCUGCCAUCACGGAGCACCAGCAGGAGUUGGCGCUCUCUGAGGUGCUAAACGAUGUGAUUGGGCGAGCUGUGGCCAAUCGUAAGAUAGGAGAGUGCUACGCAGAGAUGGGCAACAUUGAGGCUGCUUUGAAACACCAGCGGCGUCACCUGGACCUGGCUCGUUCUGUCAGGGAUCAUGCUGAGGAGCAAAGGGCGCUGGCCACCAUUGGUCGAACUUACCUCUUCCGUUAUGAGUCGGACCAAUCAAGAAACAGUUUAGAGCAGGCAGAGGACGCAUUCAGGAAGAGCCUGGGCAUUGUGGAUGACUGUCUGGAAGGGACUGUGUCAAGGCGAGAGAUUAGUGAGAUGAAGGCACGUCUCUUCCUCAAUCUUGGUCUGGUCUGUGAUCAUCUGGGGGAGCCCAAACGUUGCAGCGACUUUAUCCGACGGAGUGUCUUUAUUGCAGAGAAGAGUGAGCUGCUGGAGGAUCUCUACCGUGCAAACUUAAACCUGGGCAACAUCUACUUCCGUAAUGAUCAAAAGUCUAAUGCUGUGCGCUGCCUUGAACAGGCCAAAGAGUGUGCAAGGAAGAUCAAAGAUAAGUUCAGCGAGAGCGAGUGCUUUCACUGUAUUGGCAAGGUGCAGCUGUCUCUGGGUGAUUUCGUAGCGGCCAGACGGUCUCUGAAAAAAGCCCUCCAGCUAGGUUCCCAGCAGCCACUGGACAGGCAGGCAGUAAAGAAAGCUUUCAAAUAUGCGGACCAGGGCUGUAAAUUAGAGGAAGAGAUGGGGGAGGAUCAGGGAAAAAGACUGAGCUCCCAUCAGGCCGUGGGGCUGGCAGAGCAGCUGGGGGACCUUUACUGUAAGGUUGGCUGCUACAGCAAAGCUCUGGAUGCAUAUCAAACUCAGCUAAAGGGCGCUGUGGCUUUGGGAAAGCCUGCCAGGGAGCUGGCUGUCAUCCACGUGUCCCUGGCUGCGACCUACACAGACCUGAGACAGCACAGCAAAGCAGUGGAGCACUACAGACAGGAGCUGGCUUUACGGCAGGGCAGCUCGACGGAGGAGUGUAGCACUUGGCUGAACAUCGCAGCAGCUCAGGAGGAGAGCGGCUGUGCCUUCGAGGACGUAGACGGCAGCUACAGUAAAGCCUCACACUGCGCUCAGAGGUCUGGGCAGGCCAGACUUCAGAAACGCGCGUUGAGGCUCUGGCUGGCGUCCCAGAGACGAUGCGGCUCAUCAAUGGUAGACGACACAGAGGCGAGGCUGCAGGAGGUGUGUGCUGCUGAGGGCUGGAGUGCAGACGGGAGCGAUGGUGAGGAGGAUGAAGAGGAGGAGAUGGACAACAGUGAACCUCUGGAUGACAGCGAUGUUGUUCUCUCAGACUCAGACGAAGAUCUGGAGGGUUAUGACAAGAUGGUAUCAGGAAGGAGAAAGGCAGGAAGGUGGAACAAGAGGAAUGAGAAGGGCGAGACGUCCUUGCACAGAGCGUGUAUAGAUGGAAACCUGAAGCAGGUCCAGUAUCUGGUAGAGCAGGGUCACCCAGUGAACCCAAGAGACUACUGUGGCUGGACUCCCCUUCAUGAGGCCUGCAACCACGGUCACUAUGAGGUUGUGGCCGUGCUGCUGGAACGCGGUGCUAACAUCAGCGAUCCUGGCGGUCCCUUGUGUGAGGGGGUGACCCCUCUCCACGAUGCCCUCGCUUGUGGCAAUUUUAAAGUGGCAAGGCUCCUGGUGGAACGAGGGGCUUCUGUCACCUUACGCAACUCGAAGGGGGACACCGCCAUGGACACCCUGCGUCAGUGGCAGAGGACGUACAGCAAAGAGUUGGACCAGGACACCAAGCAGGAGUGCAUGGAAACAGAGAGACUGCUGAGGAAGGCACUCGCAGGGGGAGUGCCUGCUGCUCCGGCCCCAGCCAAACCUUUCGAUGCCCUGCAGGACAGCCAGCUGUUUGAUGCCGAGAACUCAGAGCCGCUGUCGUCCUCUGGGGGGUGCUGCUCUUCCAGCCAAGACUGGCCUCGGACCAACAGGAACUCAGAGGUGAAGGCAGCACCUGCCAGCCCCAAACGGUGGCAGAGCAAAGGCUCGACGCAGCGCCACAGAGCCAGAGGAACAGAGGCUGCUGUCCUGUAUGGGAAUAACAGCAGCUCCUCAGAUGACAGCGACUCUGAAUACCCGAUCAGUCCACUCCGACCCGUCCGUCCCAGACACGGUUUCCCAGCAGCCUCGAAUCAAAAGGAGGUCCCCCCAAACAAAGAAACCAAGUCGAUCCCCAACUCAGAUGGAGAAAGUGUCAGGGAGGCGCCUGCGCUGUCUGUCUCUGCACGAGAGCAGUACCAAAGCGCCAUCCGAGGCUUAGGCAGCGCCAAAAGCCGUUUCCAGGCUCUGUCACAGCCUCAGUUCUCCAGCACACCUGCUGUGUCAUCCGGCAGCAAAUCAGCCCUGGUUCCAGAGGAGGAGUAUCUGGCUGAUGACUGGCUGGAGGAUGAUUUGGAGGACAUCCAGCCCAAGAAGAAGAGGUUUCGAGUGGAACAGAAUGGGAUUAGAGGGGACGACAUCGUAAUGUCUUCAGCCACCAGAAGUCAAAACAAGCACCUUAACUCUGACACGACCUCCAGAAGUUCUGCAGUUUCUUCCUCGUCCAGCAGGAGUCUCUCUCUGAAAAAGAACAGCUCUCUGAAGCCUCACCAGGUCAAAAUGACUCAGAUGCCCGGGAUGGUCAGGCUGGCUCGUCGAGAGGUCAACAGGUCACACAGCCCCACAGUUACAGAUGACGACGACAUGAGGCCACAGACGCCCCCGCCACCACAAAUACACAUGCAUCCUCCAGCUCAAACCUUGGCUGCUCCCAUGCCCGCAUCACUGCCUCCACCAAUCAGAAUGAGGGUCAGAGUCCAGGAAGAUGUUUUCCUCAUCCCAGUUCCACAAAGCGAGGCCGACUCCUGCACUGUGUUGUGGCUGUGCGAGCAGGCCGCUCAGCGCUACUACCAGAAAUGUGGCCUCCUGCCUCGCCUCUCCCUGCAGAAGGAAGGCGCUCUGCUCUCCCCGCAGGACCUGCUGCUGGCUGUCCUGCACACCAAUGAGGAGGUUCUGGCUGAAGUUUGCUCCUGGGAUCUCCCUCCUCUUCCUGAGCGCUACAAGAAGGCCUGUCACAGCCUGGCAGUGGACGAGAACAAGCGUGUGACCCGGCUGUGUGAGGUGCAGGACGGGAGCUCCUCUGUGUCGGUGUGUGGCCUCAGCUUGGCCCCCUCUUCCCUCAACCCGCUCCUUCGUGCCCUAAAACUGCAGACCAGCCUCACCGAGCUGCGCAUUUCUGGCAACCGUCUCCACGAUAACCUCAUCCCCGAGCUGGUUGCCACAACAGUUACCAUGCCUCGGCUUCGUCUGCUGGACAUUUCUGCCUGUCAGGUUACAGGAGAAGGGCUGGAGAAGGCUGUCAACGCUUUGAAGGGGCAGAGCCAUCCUGCGUUUCCGUGCCUGGAGGAGCUGGACCUCAGCAUGAACCCGCUUGGGGACGGUGUGUCUGAGUCCCUGUCCUGUCUGCUGUCCUGCUGCCCUCUGUUAGCCAAGCUGUCCCUGCAGGCCUGCGGCCUCACUGCUCGCUUCCUGCAGCAGCAUCGACUGCUGCUAGCCAGCGCUCUGACAGGCACGGGCCACCUGAAAUCGGUGUGUCUAUCCCACAAUGCACUGGGCUCCACCGGCUUUGAGCUGGUGUUAAAGACUCUGCCCCUCCACUGUCUCACACACCUGGACCUGUCUGCCGUCGGCAGGGUUCCUGCUGAUUACCUGCCGCUGGAACACCUCACCAACGUCCUGUCACAGGACGAGUGUUCGCUGACCCACCUGAGUCUGGCAGCAAACGGGUUGACGGACAGCAGUGUUGCCACCUUGGCCAGGUGCCUGCCUUCUUGUCCCACUCUGGUGAGUCUGAACCUGUCAGGAAACCCGUCUGUUACCUCAGCGGGACUUCACAACAUCCUGUCCUCGCUCAGAGAGGCUCAUCGACCCUUGACCGUUCUAAAUCUUCAAGGCUGUCAGGUGUCCGGCCCCUGGGACAGUGCAGGUCUGGAUGGUUUGUCAGAGCUGGUCCAGGAUCUCCUUCUUUGCUCUCAGGGACUCAACAAGCUGGACCGGCAGGCCUUAAAGCAGAGCUGGGACAGCACUCAGUCACAAGGACACUUCAUCGACCGAAAAAGCAAGUGCCUGCUCUCUGCUGCAGCCUCCUCGUGAGGAGGGAAAAACAAAACUUGCUUCAGAGAUGACGGCAGAUCUUUUUCACUGACGCUGAAUUUCGAGCCACGAGAAAUCAGAAGCAACCUUUAUAGUGAUAGUUUGAGGCUGCACACUCAAAUCUUCAAAAAGAGAAAACUGCACUGAGAAGAUAACCAGUGACAUCCACAGACAUUCUGUGUAAAUAGCUUGUUUCAUGUGUUUUGUAGCCUUAUUUAUGUGUAGCUGUGAACGUGCAUAAAGACAGUUUAUGUUAGCAGUGUGCACGAUGCACAUUUCCUCCUCAACCCACUGAAUUAUUAAAACGAAAAACAAAAAAUUGACUUAUGAUGGCCUAUUUUUCAUCUUCUCUCUGGGAAGAGAAUUCUUCCCAGUUGAACAACUAAACCUUUCACUUCGUUCGACAGUCUAUAUCGAGCACGUUCGACAUAAGACCUGCGGCACAUUCACACAAGUCGCUGCUGAGUGCGUCAGCUUGUGGUUAUUGCAAAGUAUCAAGAUUGACUGUGGUGAUAGGCGUGGGUGGGUGCGGGUUCAUCUUAUUCGACAAACGAGCCGUGCACACUCCCGUGUUCAAGAAUAA
Molecule: messenger RNA, 5144 nt
Organism: Chelmon rostratus (copperband butterflyfish)
Lineage: Eukaryota; Metazoa; Chordata; Actinopteri; Chaetodontiformes; Chaetodontidae
Gene: tonsl
Product: tonsoku-like, DNA repair protein
Exons: 28
Coding region: 224-4561 (1445 amino acids)
Molecular function (GO): protein binding
Source: RefSeq, a predicted model, not a curated record